Messenger RNA from Aethalodelphis obliquidens (Pacific white-sided dolphin), 7652 nucleotides. It is a transcript of the gene NPTX1, whose product is annotated as neuronal pentraxin 1. Bases 2401 to 3699 code for a protein of 432 amino acids. The record is from RefSeq and is a predicted model, not a curated record. The transcript is spliced from 5 exons. Gene Ontology annotation, biological process: axonogenesis involved in innervation. NCBI's taxonomy places the organism in Eukaryota, Metazoa, Chordata, Mammalia, Artiodactyla, Delphinidae.
UCGGGGUCUGGCCCUCAGUGCCCAAGUGCCGAGUGCCAACCGCUGAGAUCUCCUCUGGAGGUAAAAGCCCAGGUCCCUGCCUUGCUCAGGCAAGCCCCUGCCGCUCCUGGGGCUCAGGACGCAAGGCCCAGCCCAGGGUUCCCGCUCUGUCCACACCUUCCUCCCGGCCCAGCUGGGCUCCUCUCCCGCGCCCACACACGAUCUCUGCGGAGCGCCAUCCCUCUGUGCCCUCAGGGCCCCACGGAAAUCGGCCUCUGGCCACACACAGCCCUGGCCCGGGGGAGCGCGCCGGCGGGGGGGGGGGGGGGGGGGUGCGCUGACCCGGGGGUGACAGGGUGGGGGGUGUGUGACUCCAUCCGGUCUCAGGAUGGGAGUUGGGGCAGAAGCCGUGAUGCCCCUCGCGCGGGUAAUUCCUCCCGAGUCGCUUGCUGACCUGGGGCGCUCCGGCCGGUCGCAGACACGCGUGGGACCCUCGUGGCCGGCCCCCUCCCGCGGCCUGGGGCCGGGCGGUGAGCUGCGGCAGGUCUCAGGGCUCAGUGGUGGGUGAGCGCUGCCGCUGGGGCCAGAAACCCAGCACAGCCCAGGACCGAGGCGCGCCAAGCCCAGGACAGCCGCUUGCGGGUCGCGGGGUCCCUCUGGCGCCGCUGAAAGACUCUGGCCGCGAGUAGCCCGGGGGGCAGCGGGUGGGAGGAGGCUGCGGAGAGGGAGGAGAUCGUGGCUUAUCAAAAAGGUCUCAAUAGAGCUGGCUUCAUCUCCCACCCGCGGGGCGGAAGUCAGCUCCGCACCCAGGAGCUGCCUGUGGGUCCCUCCGGGCAGGGACCCGCGCACUUGCCAACGGCGGGGCCAUCGCAGAGCCCAGAGGAAGCGGAAUGAAGGGCUCGGGGCGUGGGGCGGGGGUGUCCGCCGGGCGGCCCCGACUGCGACUGUAGCUAUGGCUCGACCUGUCGCAUCGAGCCGGACCCCGGAGUCUUGGUACCUCAGUGCCCUCCUCUGUACAGUGGGAGCUGGGAGGGGCGGCUUCCGAAGCGCGUUUGGCUCUGACCGCCAGGGACUGGCCAGGGUCUCAGGCCCUAGUCGGGAGCCCCGAACCGGGCACUGAAAACUGGACGGAAAUCUGGGAGCCGAGCCCCGCGGCGCCGCUGCCCAGAAAAAUGGCUCGAGUGUGUGGGCGGGUGAGUGGGGUGACUAUGAGUAACCUACCAUCGUUUGGAGCUUCGCAGGUGCGACGCCCCCCUCCCAAAGUCCCGGACCCCUCCCCAGCGGCAGAGAAGUGGGCACAGCUGGGGUGAAUGGGGUCCAGAAAGCCCAACACACACGCGAACACACACAGCCAUGGACACACGAACGCACCGCAACUCGCACACGGACACACACGUGCCCUCACAUCUCCGCGAUGGGAAGGCGCUCGGAGAGCGCGAAACGGUCCGCCUGCAGGGCCCCCUCGGAAGCGUGGCACCUCCCCCGGGGCUGGAGGGACCGUCCAGCUCCGGCAGCGCCGUCUGCCCGGAAUUGGGCACGCUCGGCUGGCAGGAAAGGCUUAAUCCGCAAGGGACGCCUCCGAAAGUGCCCGCCUGCCCCGCCGGCACGAGGUGGGGGCUGUCAAUCCCAGGAGACGUUGCCAGUCCCCAAAGCUCGGAGCUGGGGGGUGGGGGAGGGCACAGGAGAGCCAAGAACGAGGGCGUGGGAAGCCCCCAGACCUGGGGUGUAUAGCGUCUUUUUAACCCCAUACGGACAUCUAAGAAACUUGGAGCGGUCCCGCGACCCCCUCUCGGGACUUAGCGACGUAGUGAGGCUCUGCUCCCGGCGCUCCCCACCCGGCACGCAGGUGUGGACGACUUGAGUCCUUGGGGACCGGGUCCGGGCCCCGCGGGUGUUCAGUGCAGCCGAGCGGGUUGAGCCGAAUUCUGUCUCCCGGGUCCUCCGUGGCCUCCCACACGCCCCGAGCCCCGUCGGAUAUUUGGGGACACCAAGCAGGUGGCCCAUCCAGGAGUCCGAGGCCGCGGCCCGGCCCACCCUCCUCUCCCCACCCCACUCCUUCCGUUCUCGGCUGGGAUCAGGGACGGGCCGGUAGAGGGUGGUGCGAAGGCCGCGGCGGCGCCGGGGGUUGGGGGAAGUUUCCCCCACUACGCACCCCUACGACCCCAGCCGAGCAGCGGGCUCGGGCCGCAGACAAUUAAAGCGGGAUUCCUCCCCCGCUGACGUCGGCAGCGCGAGGCCCCUCCCGCGGUGGCAUAAAAGGCGCGGGCUCCGCAGCGCAGGCGGCAGUGGGGGCCGGACAGCGCGGCGGUGCGGACUGCGCGGCGGAACAGUGAGCAGCGCGGCGCCCAGAGCGCUGGCCGCCCGCGGAGCUCCAGCCGAGCCGAGCCCGGCCCGGAGCGCCGGGUCCCAGCGCCCGCAGCCAUGCUGGCCGGCCGCGCCGCGCGCACCUGUGCGCUGCUCGCCCUCUGCCUCCUGGGCAGCGGGGCCCAGGAUUUUGGGCCAACGCGCUUCAUCUGCACCUCGGUGCCGGUGGACACCGACAUGUGCGCCGCGUCCGUGGCCGCCGGCGGCGCCGAGGAGCUCCGGAGCAACGUGCUGCAGCUCCGCGAGACCGUGCUGCAGCAGAAGGAGACCAUCCUGAGCCAGAAGGAGACCAUCCGCGAGCUGACCACCAAGCUGGGCCGCUGCGAGAGCCAGAGCACGCUGGACGCGAGCGCCGGCGAGGCGCGGACGGGCGGCGGCCGCAAGCAGCCCGGCUCGGGCAAGAACACCAUGGGCGACCUGUCUCGGACGCCGGCCGCCGAGACGCUCAGCCAACUCGGGCAAACUUUGCAGUCGCUCAAAACCCGCCUGGAGAACCUCGAGCAGUACAGCCGGCUCAAUUCCUCCAGCCAGACCAACAGCCUCAAGGAUCUGCUGCAGAGCAAGAUCGAUGACCUGGAGAGGCAGGUGCUGUCUCGGGUGAACACUCUGGAGGAGGGCAAGGGGGGCCCCAGAAAUGACACCGAGGAAAGAGUCAAGAUCGAGAGUGCCCUGACUUCCCUGCACCAGCGGAUCAGCGAGCUCGAGAAAGGUCAGAAGGACAACCGCCCUGGAGACAAGUUCCAGCUCACAUUCCCCCUGCGGACCAACUACAUGUAUGCCAAGGUGAAGAAGAGCCUGCCGGAGAUGUACGCCUUCACGGUGUGCAUGUGGCUCAAGUCCAGCGCAGCGCCAGGGGUGGGCACGCCCUUCUCCUAUGCUGUGCCCGGCCAGGCCAAUGAGCUGGUCCUCAUUGAGUGGGGCAACAACCCCAUGGAGAUCCUCAUCAACGACAAGGUGGCUAAGCUGCCCUUUGUAAUCAAUGAUGGCAAGUGGCACCACAUCUGCAUCACCUGGACCACCCGGGACGGGGUCUGGGAAGCCUACCAGGAUGGCACCCAGGGAGGCAACGGCGAGAACUUGGCGCCCUAUCACCCUAUCAAGCCACAGGGCGUGCUGGUGCUGGGCCAGGAGCAGGACACUCUGGGUGGCGGGUUUGAUGCCACCCAAGCGUUCGUGGGCGAGCUGGCCCAUUUCAACAUCUGGGACCGCAAGCUGACCCCGGGGGAGGUGUACAACCUGGCCACCUGCAGCACCAAGGCCCUUUCCGGCAAUGUCAUUGCCUGGUCUGAGUCCCACAUCGAGAUCUACGGCGGAGCCACCAAGUGGACGUUCGAAGCCUGUCGCCAGAUCAACUGAGGCCCAGGGCCGGGCUGAGCCUCCUGGUCCCCAGGUCCCCAGCCCCUUCCCGCUUCCCCCCUGCUUGUGCGGUGAUGAUCCGUCGUCUCUUCUUCUCUCCCUUUCCCCCAGGAAUGACUCAAGGCCAUCGCCCUCGUACAUGCGCACACGCACACAGCCUGGUUUCGUCCUCGUGCACGUGAAGCAGGCCCGGCUCCCAUCCGUCCCCGAGGUGUCCCCACUUCUCUCUAGGAGCCCGCACUGUUUCUCAGGCAUGCCCUGUUCACCAGUAAAGCCGGCAGCUGCAACAUUUUGAAAAAUGCACACGUAGGUGAGAGGACCUGUGUGUGAGUGUAUGUGUGUGUGUGUGUGUGUGUGUGUGUUUGUGUGUCUACAAGGGUCUGUCUCUCUGGGGAGGCCUUCUCUUUUUAAAUGAGGUAUUUCAUUUCUUCUUUCUCUGUGGCUUUGGGAAAUCUCAUGACUGGUCUAAUAUCUGCAUUGCCAACUUUGGUGUCUGCCCGUGUGCCUUGGGGCUGGUGCAUCUUCUUCUGCAAUGCGUUCGUCUUUGUUUGUAAACGUUCUUCAGAGCGACAUAUCUCUAUAUUGAUAAAAUAAAUAUCUUGUAGCAGUUUGUUAAAGGCCGGGGGCCUCUCCAUGGAGAAUUUGUAUCUUGUCAUAGAAGGAAUUCUCUCUGAAGGGUUGAAGGCAGACAGUGUCCUGUAAUGGCACCACGUGCUGGGCAGGGGCAGAGGAGGAGGGACCAGCCUCAGGAUCCGGGCAGUCCCUCUCCCAACCCCCAGUGCCUGGCCAGCAUCCUGCUGUUGGCAUCUGAGGGCAGCCCUGGGCCUGGGAGGCCAGCCUGCAUACCCAGCUCGGCCAGCUCUGGCCCAGGAUACCGUCUGUGGCCCUCAGCCUUCCCACGUCCUCAGACUCCCCUUCAGCUGCCAGCUAGCGCCCCCAAGAGAGGAACAUCCCAUCCACAGCCCAGGAAGCCAGGACCCCUGGUCUCCUCCCCUUGACCUCUGGCAGUGGGAGACCAGAGGCUUCGGUGGGUCAGCUUGAGAGCAGACCUUUUAGACCAGGAAACCCACACUCUGAUUACGACCCAGCCACACAGGGCCACUGGAACUUGAACCCAGCCAGUCGACGGGCCAGGUCCGUGGUAACUCUGACAGCCAUAUUCUUCACCCGGGCCGAGGCGAGCCCUCCAAGGGGGCAGGUCCUCCGGAGACCUCUUCUGGGGAGCCACGCAUGGCUAGGCCGGGGCCUGAAAUCCACUCCCCCAUCUUACAGAGCGCAAAUCCUAUGUAGCCCCCAACCUGUCACCAGCUGGUGACACUGAGACCCAGCCAGUGUCCAGAAGCUUUGACAUUUCUUUCCCUCCAUGAAAAACUAACAUGUGCGCCUCCUUCUAGUCCUUCCAAGGCGGGGAGAAAAGUGCGUGUGUGUGUGUGUGUGUGUGUGUGUGUGUGUGUGUGUGUUGAAUGAGAGCGAGCAGAAUAGCACUCAGACGGAUCACACCCAGGGGAGGGUGAGCUCCCUGCUUUGUUGCACCAUCUGGGGGUCGCACACCCUGAGGGCAACCUGGACUCUGUCACCAGGAGUCUAAUUAGCAAAAGGCUGGCAAGUCUUUCUAGAAAUUUUACUGCACUGCCUGGCUCAUCUACAGCUGCAGACAUUUCUUCAGGAGGAGCAGGUGUUUCUGUCUUCUGUUCCUUCCAGGGCACCUGUCUCCUUAAACGCAGGUCCGUGUUGUGUCGGAAACCUAGUGCAUCUGUGUGUGUCUGUGUUGGUGUCUCUGUGUUGGUGUCCGCGUAGGUGUCUGCACGGUACCCAGUCGCCAUUCUGCAAUGCAUCACUCUAGUGCCGAGGGUGAGGUCCAGGCGCCAGGCUACGUGUUGUGGUUCAACGGUGGCUUCUUCUGAGACCGCUGUGCUUUGUCAGAGCCCAUCGGGCUGUGGCAUCUGUGGAUCUGAAGGGAUCUUCUCUGUUUGCAUGUUCCUUGGGGUGGCAUGUCCCUUGCUUCCUCAGUCUGGUGUGUGUUCCCCUGCCUGCAUGAACUUCUCUGGUUCUGUGUUGUGUGCCCAGUGCCACCCAUUGUUCUGUGACCAUCCAUGUAGCUACUAAAAAUGGCUGGGUAAGCAAGCCAAGGGUGUCGGAGGAGGUCAAGGGAGAGAUCGAUUCCCUCUCCCCCUCCCCACUCCCCAAACACACCAAGAAGUAUUUUUAACAUGUAGGUUGAGAACAAGCCUAACAAUGCUUGUGGUUGGGAAAGAGUGAGAGCUUAGUAUCCCCCUCUAGACCAGAUCGGCCCCACCCCUCACUUCAGCCAUCUCAGAGCUGUUGGCAAGGCCCAGAGUGUGCUAGGUGCUCUCCCAUCAGCACCUCCCACCAGCCCCUGCCGAUCUAUGGAUCUACCAGACCCUGGACCACCUCCUGUCCCAGUGGGCGCAGUGGGAGCUGUCCUUUCAGGACCACAAGCCAUCCUCUGCCCUAAGUAGAGAGGGGCAGAGCACACCCCAGAUGCUUACGCCUGUGUCCCUUCAGCCUCCCGACCUGUUCACCCUCCUCGCCCCUCCCCUGACACACCUGCGGUGCCAGGGAUGGAAGCUGAUGUUUAACUCCCUCCGCCCUCCCCAGCUGGAGCCUGUGCCAAGCCCCGGACUCCCUUACGGUGGUAACACUUGGCACUUUGCCAGCCCGGAGGAAGGCCGAUUACACAGCCACAGAUCUAAUCCACAUAGUUUCCAUCUACCCCUUAAUCUGACUGAUGUUCCCUCUUGCACUGAAAUAAUACAUGCCUAUCUCAGGUAAGCCAUUUUAUAAAAGAAGAAGAUAAAAAAGCACUGUCGAGACAGUGUUUGCUUUCACCGAGCUGGUGUCCCACAGCUCCCUGGGUGUCCGAGGUGGGAGAGCUGCUGACAGAGGCUCUCCGGGCCCUCGGGGGAUUAGAGCCCACUUGAAUCGUAAGCCUUUCUUGCUUUUGAUAACAGUAUUAUUUCUCUUACUCUAGACGAAAAAGUUUAUUACCAAACAAGAGUAUUUUUAUGAAAGAAAAGGACAAACCUAUAAAUUAACUCAACCUAUAUUUCCCUUGAAAAUACUUUCAGGCUCCGCCAAAAACGUAGAACUGAAAGCAUGUUAUUUUGGAAGAAAGAGAUACAUUUUGUAUGCUUUCUGUUCCUUUUGUAGAUUCACAGUUUUAUUUUCUAAGACUGCAAAGAUCACUUUGUCACCAGCCCUGGGACCUGAGACCAAGGGGGUGUCUUGUGGGGAGUGAAGGGGAGGGAAGAGGCUGGCAUGAAGGUCACAGUCAUUCCAAUGUGCUCCAAAGAGGGGCCACCUGUUCUCAAAGAUGUGUCGGGGAUGGGAUGCACACUGGCCAUUUAUGGUGGCCCCUCUGUCUCGAGCUGACUUGUUAAGUGGAAUGAGUUGAGGACUUGAUGGUCAGUUCCAACCCUGAUAGAAGAAACUAGGGUUCCGAAUUGUAAACAUUAAGAGGAUAGUAUCCUUUGUAACCUUAUGGCAACCAAAAUGUGGCUUAAAGCAGUCAUGGUUUCAUCUCUUAAAACACAGUGUGUAAAUUUAUUCAGCUAAUGACGGGAAAUGUAUCACUUCCAUGCACAGUGGACUUAAGUGCCAUUUGUUGCAGGGGAACAAGUCAAUGAGGAGAAAAAAAGCCCAAAUACUUAAAGUCCCAAUUUUGUCUUAUUUGCCAAAAAAAAAACAAAAAAAUCAACGACAACAAAGCAAACCCCCUAUGGUUGAUAUUGUUAUAUUGUAUAUACUGUAUAAUAGGAAACAGAAUUGAUGUAUCUUACUUUUUCAUUAUUUGCUAACCAAAGCUGUACAUUUUUCAUAUGAUCCGCAGCCUUUUGGGUAUCUAAUGGGUCAAAACCAUGGGACCUGCCACCUCCCAUAAGCAGUUCUGGAAAUGCACUAUUUCUACUGGUAUUCUUGCUUUUUUCUUUUUC